GAGUCCUUCACCGGAAAACAACGAAAACACCAAUGGCUGGAGAUGGCAUACUCGUACUGCCUUCAUGGGGACUCAUAGGUUUGGUUAUAAGGAUUAAGAAUUAGCAUAAAUAGGAUACAGGAAGCAAGGAUGAAAUAUUUUUCAAGGCCUUCUGGAAUUUCCCUUUCUUUCUUUUUGAAGCGAAAAUGGGAAAAAGAAGAGCAGGGAAAGAAGACGCAGAGGUUGCAGCAAGGACCUUCCACCUCCGGCAGCGAUGAUAAGGAAGAGCAGCCUUGGAACAAAACAAGCAAAGACGACAACGCAACUUCCAGCGACGAACAAUCGCGAUCCGAAAGCUGGCAACCGAAACUCCGUCUCAACCAGGACCAAGAAUUGACCAGAGACGAAACAUAUGAGUUAUCGAAACGAGUCUUCACAACGGCGGAACUGGAGGAACGCAUAUGGAAGACAACUACUGCCAUGUUUGAUAUCCAACGACAGAUUCAUCGAGGAGAGGAAAUAUACUAUGAAGACACAUACAACCAUGGCAGCAUCUAUAAGGGCUGGGACGCAUUUGUGGACAUGAAGGACGUCGGGAUAUCGUCCUCCUCGGGUGGUGGUGUGAUACAGACCAGCACCAAUCGGCGUGUGCCAACAGACGCGAGAUGGUUUUCUACCAGUUGUGCAAGUGUCUCUCGGACAACACCACCCGCGCGGUUUCCGCCACCCCUAGUGCCGCAGGAGUCGUUGCUGUCGACCACCAAACUUUCCGCUAUUCCCGACCAGCAAGAAAAAGAAAAGCGAUCUUCAGAUUAUGGGAAAACAACAAAACCUCCAUCACUGGGAACAUCGACAACAAACAAAAUCGCUGCAUCUCUCCCAAAUGUUCCGGCAAAAAACACUGUCACCAAAAUAGAAAGCAAAAGCGAAACCGAUGCGUCAUCGUCGUCAUCGUUCCGAACAAGUCAGCGUGUAGCUUCUUCCGCAGCGACGAUCGCGGAUUCGACCAAAGCUUCGACUACAACCAAACUGCCAACCAGGCGACUACCAACCCCUGGUAUGAAAGCAGAAAAUCCCGCGAGCACUAGAAAGAAGCGAAAAUCCACGACAGCAGCGAGCAGCGUUGAACCGCACCCCAAAAAGGCGCAAGUCAAAUCCUUUGAGGCGAAAGGAGGUUUCAAGGAUCCCGCUGCCGGAAAUUCCCAAAAACCCACAGCAACCGUAAUGACCAGAGGGUCCAAGUCGGAACACGGAUCCUCAGUCAUAAAAUCCGAAAAAAACCAGGGCGCAUCCCCCCCCCCCGCUAGUAGCAAGCUCUAUGGCGACUCACCGGGAAAACGAGAAACGCCGUCCAAGCGGCAAAAUGAUGUUGAAACUCCCGUUCCUCGGAAACGAGGAAGACCUAGAAGGAAAACGUGAACCAAAUAGAUGCGGCUCUCUCUUUCAAACUUAAAAAUGAAUAAGAUUCAAAACC
Molecule: messenger RNA, 1453 nt
Organism: Pseudo-nitzschia multistriata
Lineage: Eukaryota; Bacillariophyta; Bacillariophyceae; Bacillariales; Bacillariaceae
Source: the annotation of a GenBank genome assembly